Messenger RNA from Medicago truncatula (barrel medic), 2159 nucleotides. Its product is annotated as heparanase-like protein 2. NCBI's taxonomy places the organism in Eukaryota, Viridiplantae, Streptophyta, Magnoliopsida, Fabales, Fabaceae. The record is from RefSeq and is a predicted model, not a curated record. The transcript is spliced from 10 exons. Bases 217 to 1779 code for a protein of 520 amino acids. Gene Ontology annotation, cellular component: plant-type cell wall; membrane. Gene Ontology annotation, molecular function: beta-glucuronidase activity.
ACAUUUGUGGCCUUUCAAUUUCCAAUUUGUGUCAUUAUUGACAGCAUACUCUCUCAGCCACAGUUAUCCAACCAUUAUAUAGCCAACACAACAUGCUCUUCAAUGCCAAUGUAGCAUCCCAACAACCCAUUUAUUAGGUUCUUGUCUUCUCCAUCAAAUUAAUUUGGAUUAGUUACUGUGUUGGACUUGGAUGCUGCUGCAAUUGAUUCAGUCAUCAUGAGACUCUCCCUUGCAUUGUUCAUCUUUUUGGCCUCUCUUCAAGUUACUCUAAGUAAAGAUGUUGAACAUGGUUUGAUACUAGUAAAUGGAGCUCAAGCAAAAGCUGAAAUAGGUGAUAACUUCAUUUGCGCAACGAUUGAUUGGUGGCCUCCUGAAUUAUGCAACUUCGGCGUUUGUUCUUGGGGACAUUCAUCUAUUGUCAAUUUGGACUUAUCUCAUCCUCUCCUUGCCAAAGCAAUCCAAGCCCUCAAACCUUUGAGGAUAAGACUUGGAGGUUCUCUGCAAGACCAGGUGGUGUAUAACGUAGGAAACUUGAAGUCUCCUGGUCAUCCAUUUCAAAAGGUGAAAGGUGGAUUUUUAGGAUUUUCAGAGGGAUCUUUACACAUGCAAAGGUGGGAUGAGCUGAAUCAUUUUUUCAACAAGACAGGGGCCAUUGUGAUGUUUGGGUUGAAUGCGCUCAGUGGGAGGCACAAGAUUAGUAACACUAGUAAUGUUUGGGAAGGAGCCUGGGACCCUACAAAUGCUUAUGAUUUUAUAAAGUACACUGUUUCAAAGGGAUACAAGAUUGAUGCAUGGGAAUUUGGUAAUGAGUUGAGUGGUACAGGCGUUGGUGCAUCAGUUGGCGUUGCACAGUAUGGGAAAGACGUGAUAAACCUUAAACGAAUUCUAGAUGAGUUAUACAAGAACUCGAGGUUCAAACCCUUACUUGUAGCACCUGAUGGAAGUUAUGAUAAGGAAUGGUACAAUAAGCUUCUUCAGCUUUCUGGUCCAGGCGUAAUCAAUGUUCUGACUCAUCAUUUAUAUAACAUAGGCCGAGCUAAUGACACGCAUCUUAUAGAGAGAAUUUUAGAUCCUGAUCACUUGAGCGAAGUGGAAACAACCUUCAGAAAUCUUUCAGAAACCAUUCAAAAACAUGGUCCUUGGGCUUCUGCAUGGGUAGGAGAAUCUGGCGGGAUAUCUAGGAGUGGCAGUCGUGAUGUAUCUAACACAUUUGUGAAUAGCUUUUGGUACUUAGAUCAACUUGGAAUGGCAUCCACCUACAAUACUAAAGUUUAUUGUAGGCAGUCAUUAAUUGGAGGGAACUAUGGUCUUCUCAAUACCUCCACUCUCGCUCCUAAUCCUGACUACUACAGUGCGCUGUUGUGGUAUCGGCUAAUGGGAAAGAAGGUUCUUGGUGUUAGGAGUAAUAUUUCUUCGCCAUUUUUACGCACUUACUCCCAUUGUUCAAAAGACAGUGCUGGUGUAACAUUACUGUUGAUCAACUUAAGCAAUCAAACUGAGUUCAUACUCAAUGUGAAAAACCAUGUAACUGUUAAAGCAAAUGAAGUGGCCAAAUUCAGGGAAGAGUAUCACUUAACUCCAAAAGAUAAUAAUCUCAGAAGCCAAACCAUGGUGCUGAAUGGCAUUCCACUUAAGUUAACAAAUAAAGGGGAUAUUCCAGCAAUGGAUCCAGUGCAAAAUAAUGUGAAAUCUCCAAUAUACAUAGAUCCUUUGUCCAUUGCAUUUAUUGUGUACCCAAACUUUGAUGCUCCAGCUUGUGCCAGGCACUCAAAACUAUAAAGCUUGUAAACUAGGCCUUAAAAAUAUGGAAUUACUAGCUCUUGGUAAUUGUGACUAGUGAGCAAGUUAACCCACUUGGGUUGGCUUGGUGGUGUUGCCUUGGGACCUUGAAGGGUGAUCCUCUUAAGGUUUCAGGUUCGAUUCUCCUCAGUGCCAAUUUCAGUAGGCUAGGGUUGGCUUGGUGGUGUAGUGUUGGGACCUUGAAGUGUGCUCAUCUCAAGAUCUCAUAUUCGAUUCUCCCAAUGUCAAUUCUGGCAGGCUAGUUUGGCUUCUUCAGAAAAAAUAGUGAGCAAGUUAUAUACGGCCAUUACAAUAAUUUUAAUUUUGAAGAAGCAUAAAAUUUUAUCAACUUAUGAAUAUAUUUGUUGGUUUACAUUUUA